AUGUCACAGCCUACUCGUGUGUUAACCGCUGAUGAUGGUUUAAUUGACGAGAAGCUUGCUCAGGGCAUUGCCCAGUACUUACCUCCUAGGUGUGCUGCUGCCGAAGUAUGGAAAAGGCUAUAUUCCCUUCAGCAUGACGGAGCAUCUCUUCAUACUAUGUAUCAAAAUUGUAUGAAACAGAAGGAAGAAUCCGGAAACCCUAAGGGUGCUUGCCUUUUGGUUAUAAAGGAUGUGCAUGAUAACGUCUUUGGAGCCUUUAUAGAUGAGUACUUAUGUCCACGUCCUCAUUAUGUUGGCUCCAAUGAAUCCUUUCUAUGGAAAUGCUAUUCUGACAAUAACAGACUCCGUGCGUUUCCGUGUGUUGGAGAUUCAAACUUUGUAAUCUAUUGCACGAGAAGUUUUAUUGCCUUAGGAGGAGGAAAUGGUCGUUACAGCCUCUGGAUAAAUGGAACUAUGGAAUAUGGCUACUCGGAAAAGACACCUGCUUUUAACAACUCUCCCUUGAGUCAUCGCAGUUGCCAAAAUCAAAGAAUCUGGAUUGUGGAUGUCGAACUCUGGUGUUUGGAAUAA
Messenger RNA from Schizosaccharomyces osmophilus, 570 nucleotides. RefSeq names its product V-type ATPase inhibitor and disassembly protein in response to oxidative stress Oxr1 (gene oxr1). The transcript has a single exon. Gene Ontology annotation, cellular component: nucleus. NCBI's taxonomy places the organism in Eukaryota, Fungi, Ascomycota, Schizosaccharomycetes, Schizosaccharomycetales, Schizosaccharomycetaceae. The record is from RefSeq and is a predicted model, not a curated record. Gene Ontology annotation, biological process: response to oxidative stress. Bases 1 to 570 code for a protein of 189 amino acids.